UAAAAUAUAUAAUAAUUGUGAUACCUACACUCAGUUUAUUAAGUAUAAAAAAUACAGAAAGGAAAUAACAUAUAAACAUGCGUCUUUACACUUUCGUGUUUGCGGUGUUUUGUGUUUUUGCAGGUUUAGCAGAAAUUCCUAACUCCUACAGCGCUUUGCAGUCUUUCAGUGAUGUAAGAAUUCCGGUGUUUCAAACGUUAACCCAGUAUGACUUUGAUAAACUUGUUGUAGGUGCAAGUUUAAAAGAAGCAUAUAUCUUGCUGCCCAACCCACCACCGUUUGCUGUCUCCAAAAAUUACAACUGUAGGGUUACCGCGACCAAAGGCAACUACCAGCGAGUUUGCACAGGAAUUGAUCCAAUCUGCGAGAUGUGCGUGGAAUAUAGCUUCCCAUUAACUCUAGAGGCUGACGGAAACAGGAUCUCAUUUUCAUACACAGAUCCGAAUGGACAAACGGUAUAUGAUUACUACUGGUCUCCUUACCCAAGUAAAUAUAUUCUGAGAUUACAAUGUCCAAGUAACAGCCUUCGAAAAAAUAAUAAAUGUGCACGGACAGGGACCAGGAUAACCGUUUUUCUGUUGGGAUAUGUUAAUCAAAGUAAUGCUCCAUGGAAAGAUAUUGCCAAAGAAAUCUUCAGAGCAACCGGUGUCGAGUCUGGAAUGGUAGUUGGCAUGAAUUGGUAUUACACAGAAAAUACCGGAACUCCAUGUAAUAUUUGUAGCGGAUGAGGAGACGUUAAAUAAGCGAAAAAAAGAAUAAAGUAGACGUUAAAAUCCUAAUAACAUAACAGUCAAAUACAGAAAUUAUUAUUUUUUACUUAGUUCCGCCCAUUGUUUUCUCGUUCAGGGCACACGCAUUUUUUACUUGGGGACCAUAAACAGCUUUUCAUGGAAUGGCUCUUACUUGUCACAUUGAAGGUUCCGUGAUAACCGCCAUAUGAACACAUCUGCGGAUGUUUCAAAAUUCGAAAUUGUACCAGUUAAUGUUAAAUGUUGAAUUCUGCUUAGGCCGGUGCUAGGGGCGUGGACGGUAGUUUACAUUUGACAGUACCGUCCAUUAAAAGGCUCAGUCAAACCGAGCCUGCAACAUUUUCAAUUUUGCCGUGUUGGACUUUCUUUAGAGAUUUUUAUUUUCUCUAUUUAAUAUGAUUUAGCAAUUUUAAUUGACAGUUAUUGUAAGUGCAAAUACCGCCUAAGUUAAGCAUUUAAACAUGAAAAUGAUAAUAUAUUUAAAUAAGAAUCAUUUGCAGACAUUAAACUAUUUUGGUAUUGAAACGUCUUGUUGUUCUUUCCCCCCAUGUCAUUUUAUAUACACUAUAUGUGAUCGUACCCGCUCAUUUUUAUCUCACUAUUACGGGGGUAGGCUGGGAAAUUGGAGACCGCUCUUCGACAAAAUAGAUAAAUACAGAAUCCCUAAAGAAAGCACAA
Ruditapes philippinarum (Manila clam) is the source of this 1427-nucleotide messenger RNA. RefSeq lists its product as uncharacterized. Bases 78 to 728 code for a protein of 216 amino acids. The transcript has 6 exons. The record is from RefSeq and is a predicted model, not a curated record. Lineage: Eukaryota; Metazoa; Mollusca; Bivalvia; Venerida; Veneridae.